Messenger RNA from Solanum dulcamara, 3109 nucleotides. Its product is annotated as two-component response regulator-like PRR37. Gene Ontology annotation, molecular function: protein binding. NCBI's taxonomy places the organism in Eukaryota, Viridiplantae, Streptophyta, Magnoliopsida, Solanales, Solanaceae. Gene Ontology annotation, biological process: phosphorelay signal transduction system; cytokinin-activated signaling pathway. The transcript has 9 exons. The record is from RefSeq and is a predicted model, not a curated record. The coding region runs from base 404 to 2749 and encodes 781 amino acids.
UUCUUUCUAUCGCCGUUUCUCAACCAGUAAAAAUCCCCUUGCUCAAAUUAAUUAUAUACCCCCCCCCCCCCAUACAGACCAAACCCUAGAUACAAGAACAACUUCGACGAAGAUGAGCCUAUAAAACUGGGAUGAAUUAGUAGAAUUAAUUUUGAAUUUAUACACAAAUUUGUCCGAGGACUUCAAUUUUUUGUUUUCAAAUCGUUUGUAGUAGCAGCAGCCAGUAUCACAAUAAGCUUCUCUUUCUCAUUAGUCAAGUCAGUAAGGACUCAUUCAAGAGCCGCUUCAUUGAAAGGUUGGUACUUGAAGACAACGGUAUGUGCAAUUUUUCUUCUAAAUUAGAGGUUUUCGCACCAACUCAAUCCGCUGCCUUAUUCAUCAUUGGACUUUUUGAAUCUGGUUGAUGAGGGGAGUUCGGAUGGACUCAAAUGGUCCCCCAACUAAAAGGUUGGUGGAACUCAAUCGUCAUAGCAUACAGGAUGGUCAGAAUGGAGUAAGGGAUGGAAUUACUGGUGAUGGACAGGGGCUUUCACAAGAAGAUGAAUCAAGAAUUAAUGAGGAUGUUGAAGGUGGGAAUGAAACACAGAGGGAUUUGGGACAAAUGCAGGCUGUUCUACAAACACAGCAGCAACAGCCCCCAGGGUCUUUGGUUAGGUGGGAGCGUUUUCUUCCUCUUAGAUCCCUCAAGGUUCUGCUGGUGGAAAAUGAUGAUUCAACUCGUCAUGUUGUCAGUGCGUUGCUGCGAAACUGCAGUUAUGAAGUUAUAGCUGUGGGAUAUGCCCUUGAAGCGUGGAGGAUUCUAGAAGAUCUAACUAACCAUGUUGAUCUUGUUCUAACGGAGGUGGCCAUGCCGUAUUUGUCUGGCGUUGGUCUUUUGUCAAAGAUUAUGAACCACAAAAUUCUCAAGAAUGUUCCGGUGAUUAUGAUGUCUGCUAAUGACUCUAUGGGUAUAGUCUUUAAGUGUUUGUCAAAGGGCGCAGUUGACUUUUUAGUGAAGCCUAUUCGAAAGAAUGAGCUUAAAAAUCUGUGGCAGCAUGUUUGGAGGAAAUGCCAUAGUUCAAGCGGAAGCGGAAGUGAAAGUGGUAUACAAACUCAAAAGUCGGCAAAAUCUAAAAGUGUUGAAAUGUCGGGAAACAACACUGAUAGCAAUGAUGAAGCUGAGAAUGGGAGCUUUGAUCUAGACGACAGGGACGGAAGCGACAAUGGAAGUGGCACUCAGAGUUCAUGGUCCAAAAGGGCCGUUGAAGUCGACAGCCCCCGACCUAUGUCACCAUGGAAUGAAUUGACAGAUCCCCCUGAUAGCACUUGUGCCCAGGUUAUCCAUUCAAGGCCAGAAGCACUUAGUGCUACCUGGGUGCCUGCAAGUGCCACCAGAGAAUUCCUCAAUGAGAAGGAUGAACUGGGAAAUGCUAGAACGGAUAAAGAUUUGAACAUGGGCGUCAUUAAUGUUUCAGAGCUUGAAGGCCUAUCUGGUAAAGUUAUGGAUGGUUUAGCAGCUUCGAUGAAGGACAAACAUUUGGAGUUAGAUCCUAAGGAUAAUGAGAAAAUGGGUAGAAACCUAAAGCUGAACAAGGAAACACGGGAAGAUGACCUGAAGGACAAGGAUGUUGGUUAUAUGGGUGACAUAACCAAUGCAUGUACGCCUCAAGUAGAAAGUAUGGCCAAUGAAGUUGCAAAUGAUCCUUCCAAGUUCACAAACAUCAAAGAAAUUGCCACCUAUGACAGUAAAGACAUGCCUCCACUUGAACUUAGUUUGAAGCAACUUCGAGAUGUUGAAGAGAAUGGGAUUGGUGUGCAAGAGCGCAAUAUACUCAGGCAUUCAGAUCUGUCAGCGUUCUCUAGGUAUAAUGCUGCUUCAACUGCUAAUCAGUCUCCAACUGGAAACGUGGGCAGCUGUUCACCAGUUAAUAAUAGUUCAGAAGUUGCAAAAGCAGAAUCAAUUCAUAACUUGCGAUCCAAGUCAAGCAGUACUCCUAAUCAGCGCUCAAAUGGAAGUAAUAACAACAAUGACAUGGGCUCCUCGACAAAUAAUUUCUUCAUCAAACAAGACUCAUUAACUGACAAGCCAAUAAACAAACUUGCAGUCAAUGCCCAUUCCUGUUCUGCAUUUCAACCAGUGCAACAUGGACAUAAUUCUUCUCUUCAACCUAUGGUUCCAGGAACACAAGAUACUGCAAAAGCAGCCCUGGGCCAAGCAAGAGCGAUGCACCAGAAGUUCCAAGUUCAGCACCACCAUCAUCAUUACCAUCACCAUCACCACCAUGUGCUUAACUUGCAGCAGCAACAACUACUGCUUAACACUGGUGCUUCGUCUUUGCGAAACGCUGUUGAAGCUGCUCCAGAUUGCGGAACAUCUGACAUGGUAGGUGCUCCUGUUGAAGGAAAUGCUGCUAAUUAUGGAAGUGCAUCAGGAAGUAACAAUGGAAGCAAUGGGCAAAAUGGAAGCAGUGGCCAAAAUGGGAGCAGCACUGCUGUAGUUGCUGAAGGAACAAAUUUGGCUGCUGAAAAUGAAACUGGUGAAAAAUGUGAAAUUGGCAGUUGGAGUGGAAGUGCAAGCAUAAGUGGUGAUCACUCGGCUCAAAGAGAGGCUGCCUUGAUUAAAUUUCGGCAAAAGAGGAAGGAGAGGUGCUUUGAGAAGAAGGUCCGGUACCAGAGUAGAAAGAGACUCGCAGAACAGAGGCCACGCAUGCGAGGGCAAUUUGUGCGUCAGGAUGCAGACAAAAGUAAAAGCAGCAAUACAAAUUCCUGACCCUCUACCGUUUUAAUUGGAUGGUUCAUGUCAAAUGAGUUCGAGAAGCUUUAGCUUUGAUUGCCUAGGUAGGGAGGAAGCAGUUUGGUAAACAGCUAAAUUUAUUUAGUUUGAGAUAUUGCUGUCUAGUAAUAAUUGCUUUUUGGAGAUAAUAUUAAUUGGGGAGUCCUAUGAAGACGUCUUUGUUAUAUAGUCAGUUUGAAGAUACUUAUUUUGCACUUCUAGAUGUUGGGAUACCCUAAUAAAAUUCUUCAGUAUGUGGUGCUUUCUGGUGUGCUUAAAACUGCUUUUCCAAAGUCCCUCAUGUAACACUUGUUACUUUUUCGUACUAAUAUUAUCCAUAUCUCAUUUUACCCUCCA